AUGAAAACAAGCUCCUAUUCCGCUCCCUCUUCCUACGAACGACAUCCACCAAGUACCUUUACCAAACGCGAUUCAAUUUUGAGCAUUGAGAAUUGUUUGGGACAAUCAAUUGCCACGAAACAACAACCUCCACCUCCGAGCAGCUCUAUCCCUUCUUCAGUGGCACUAGUAGCCAAAGAAGGAGCUCCUUCUACGAGUCGUACUCAUUACCCUUCCUCAAAUCAGGGCCAAAACCACUUAGUUAAUCAUCAACAUUCAUUUGUAAAUAGAGCUCAUACUGUAGAUGGAUCAUCAGGGAAAAGCUCUUCAUGCAGCACAAAUUCGACACAUCAACCACUCUCUCAAAGAGCCAUUCCCAAACGAAAACUCAUGGUGAUGAGUAUGUUACAAAAUCAAUUGGAAGAACAGAGACAAAAGAAAGUUGCUGAACAGCAACAAGAAUAUAUACAAUCGACGAUUCAUUUAUCGUCACAUCAAACACAAAAUAGCAAGGUGAAUCGAAUGACCAUUAAUCAUAACUUAAUUGUGAACAGCGAGGAACAUCAACAAGGAAUGUUUCAAGAAUUGAAAGAAUUUUUGGAUCCUUUUGGUUUAGAACAAGAUGAUUCGCCACAUCUUUCUGAACACAAUUCCAGUACAUUCAUUAAGGAUACGCCAAAUGUACUGCUUCAGCAACACAAUAUUGACACUAUUUCUCCAACUUUUAAUCCUUCUCCAAACAUGCUUCAAAAUAAUUUACCAUUUAAUCUUGAGGCAAAACAUACAGUCUCGACUUCAUUUAGAAAAAAACCCCAACCGAAAGAAUACAUGGUAAAAAUUACAAAUUUACCCAAUUCCAUUACGAUGAAUGAUAUUCAUAAUUUAAUUCUGGAACGUUGUAAAAUUAUUUCUGAAAAUAUUCAAAUCAAACAAGCAAAAACAAAUUCACAAAGCAAAUAUGCCCUCAUUGACAUGCAAUCGAAAGAAGAUGCUCAACAAGUGAAAACAAAUAUUGAAGGAUUGAAAAUGGACUUGCACGAAUUGAAAGUUAAAAUCAAAGUGAAAAAACAAAAAACCACACAAUCCAACGAUAAGAAGAAACAAAAGUCAACCAAUAAUGACGAAUCAAUUGUCACAAUUUAUCGAGCUUUUGAUGCACAAGACGCUACGAGUGCAAAAUCCGUCCCACCUCCCAUUGAAAACUUUUUUACGUCCAUCCAGAUUGAUUACAAAAUCACAGAAUCGGUCGAAGAUAUUUUAGGCUAUACUUAUUGCAACAAAUCUUAUUUAAUGAUUGCCCUAACACAUGGACAUCCUACCAUGAAGGAAUGGACCUCUGAAUCGAGAAGAAUGAUUUCAUCGUUUCUACAAGAUCCUCAUUUCGUAAUUUUUGCUGAUCAUCCAACAUUGGACCAAUUAAUUUCACACUCCCACAAUGAAAUUGAGCACACCAUUAUUAUGUCUUCACUCAUGAAGCUAAACACAUUAGAUCAAUAUUGUAACAAGUUCACAAGUGGAUACAAUGUGGUCUCUGUUUCAGACUUGGCCGAUUGUUUUUUGUCUCUCAUGUAUUCAGUGAAAGAAGAUUGUCAAGGAGACGAAGAAGAGUUGAAGGUUGUGCUGUGGAGAAUGUAUCAACCUUUGGGAUGUCUAGUGAGCGCAAAUAUUUCUGAACAAGAUCUUGAGAUGCUGCUCCAACGAGGGGCCACAUGUCACUCUUGUCAACACAAUAUCACACCUUCCUCAAUCAACAACACCAAAUGGUCCACCGAAAAUUUCAACAAACUUGUCAAUCAAAACUUAAUCACAGAUCCCAACGGAGAGUUAAAUUAUGAAGGUAUGAUUUUUUCUGAGGAAUGUUUAGGAAAGGCACUGCAUUAUGCUUCUCGAGCAUCAAGCAAAAGUACUUCAUCGAUUAAGGCGCUCAUACGACGAGGGGCUGAUCCAAAUUUUCGAUGGAAUGGAUUUACACCACUCAUGAUUGCUAAAACUCCCUCUCAAAUCAAAACUCUUAUUCAAUGUGGAGCUGCUCUUGAUGAUGUGAGCGAACCUCAUGGACUUGGUGUAUUGAGAUGUGCCGUUGAAAGAAGGAAUUUAGCUGUGGUGAAUUAUUUGUUGGAAGAGUUUGGGUUUGUCACAAUCCUCGAGGAUCAAAUACUACAAGCGACGGAUCAUGCCAUUCAACUCGUAUCUCGCUCCAAUCAUUUGGACGAAAAAAAGAAGGCGAAAUUAUUCGAAAUUAUUGAAGUUUUACAAAAUGCUUUAACGUCUAAUAUGGAUUAA
This is a messenger RNA of Naegleria lovaniensis, 2262 nucleotides long. RefSeq lists its product as uncharacterized. The record is from RefSeq and is a predicted model, not a curated record. Gene Ontology annotation, molecular function: RNA binding; protein binding. The transcript has a single exon. Bases 1 to 2262 code for a protein of 753 amino acids. Lineage: Eukaryota; Heterolobosea; Eutetramitea; Acrasida; Naegleriidae.